AUGAUCUUCUCUUUAAAUUAUACGUCUAUCUUGAUUCUCUUUGGACUUUUCUUUCUUUUUCUUUCUUCUAUUUCUUUAUUUUUCAUCCUAAUUCGUUCUAUCAGCCCCGUCUUCUAUUUUCUUGCUUCUUUGCUUCCUUUAUUUUUUUUUUCCCUAUGUUCAUUAUUUCAUUCAUCUUCCGUUUUUGUCUUUUUCUUUCUUUCAGUCUUUAUUUUUCUUUGUUAUUCCCUCUGUUCUUUCUUUCUAUUUUUCCAUCCUUCCAUUUUUUUUAACCCUUCUAUAUUUUUCUUCGUGCAUUUUCGUCUUCUUUUUCAUCCCUUUUUCCCCUUCCCUAUUAUUUCUUUCUGCUUUCUAAGUGUCUUUUCAAUUCAUUUGUUCGUAUCUUUCCUUUCUUUUCCACGCUUAUUUGCUCCAUUAUUUUCUAAUUUCUGUUUCCUUUUUUUUUCAUGCUUUUCUUCCUUAUUUUCUGCUACAACCCCGUUCUUUCUUUUUUUCUUUUUCAUUCAUCUUUACACUCUCCCUUUUCUUUUCUUUCUUUCUUUCUUUCUUUCUUUCUUUCUUUCUUUCUUUCUUUCCAUACCGUCUACAUUCUUUUUCUUCUUUAUUUCACCAUCUUUCUUUCUUUCUUUCUUUCUUUCUUUCCAUACCGUCUACAUUCUUUUUCUUCUUUAUUUCUUUCUUUUUUUUUUCUUUCUUUCUUUCUUUCUUUCCAUACCGUCUUUUCUUUUUUUCUUCUUUAUUUCUACAUUUUUUCUUUCUUUCUUUCCUUCUUUCUUUCUUUCUUUCUUUCUUUCUUUCUUUCUUUCUUUCUUUCUUGACGUCGUUUUCUUUCUUGUCUGA
This is a messenger RNA of Acanthosepion pharaonis, 840 nucleotides long. The record is from the annotation of a GenBank genome assembly. Lineage: Eukaryota; Metazoa; Mollusca; Cephalopoda; Sepiida; Sepiidae.